Molecule: messenger RNA, 1522 nt
Organism: Ziziphus jujuba (common jujube)
Lineage: Eukaryota; Viridiplantae; Streptophyta; Magnoliopsida; Rosales; Rhamnaceae
Product: protein trichome birefringence-like 35
Exons: 6
Coding region: 130-1470 (446 amino acids)
Cellular component (GO): Golgi apparatus
Molecular function (GO): O-acetyltransferase activity
Source: RefSeq, a predicted model, not a curated record
AGACCACUAAAACCUGUCCUAAUGCAUGAUGUCUCGCUUGAAUAAUCUAAAGCCACUUACAUUUCGAUGGUUUUUAGUUUCUUAAUGACCCACAAAUCUCACAGAGCAAGCAAAAAUUCAUGAUCUUCCAUGAUGCAGAGGUGGAACAGUCAAAGGAAGAAAACCCAUUUUCCUUUAUUAACAUUGUUCUUCAUCCUCUUCAUAGUGGUUACAAUCCUUCACCAUGAACGUAGCAUUUUGCAAAUUCAGGAAGACAACUCAGGUCAUGCUCAUGACCAUCAACGAACUCCAAUCACUUAUGUAAAGCCUAAUCUUCUAAACCAUGGGAAUCGAGCUACCGAGGUUUUGGAUAGAUUCAGUAGAUGCAACUCCACUAGAGAGUACAGUGGCCGGAAGAUUGCGUGGGCUGACGGUGAACCUAACUCCGGUAACCGGAAAGAGCGUUCGGAAAGCUGUGACGUGUUUUCCGGCAGAUGGGUUUUCGAUAACACUUCAUAUCCGCUGUACAAGGAGCCAGAGUGUCCGUACAUGUCGGACCAGCUGGCUUGUCACAAGCAUGGGAGGUCUGAUUUGGGUUACCAAUAUUGGAGAUGGCAGCCCAAUGAUUGCAAUCUAAAGAGAUGGAAUGUGCAUGAAAUGUGGGAGAAAUUGAGAGGGAAACGGCUAAUGUUUGUAGGGGAUUCAUUAAAUAGAGGGCAAUGGAUAUCAAUGGUAUGUUUGCUACAGUCAGUGAUCCCUGCUGAUAAAAGAUCCAUGUCUCCAAAUGCUCAUCUUACUAUUUUCAGAGCGGAGGAGUACAAUGCAACCGUGGAAUUUCUCUGGGCUCCACUUCUUGUGGAAUCUAAUUCUGAUGACCCUGUGAAUCACAGGUUAGAUGAACGGAUAAUCCGUCCAGAUUCAGUACUUAAGCAUGCCUCAAAAUGGGAGCAUGCUGAUAUACUGGUUUUCAACACAUACCUGUGGUGGAGGCAAGGUCCAGUUAAGCUGUUAUGGAGUGCUGAAGAAAAUAGCAUUUGCGAAGAAUUAGAUGGUCUUGGGGCCAUGGAGUUGGCCAUGGAAGCUUGGGCAGAUUGGGUGGCUAAAAUGAAUUCUCUCAAGAAGCGGGUCUUUUUUGCCACUAUGUCACCUACACAUCUUUGGAGCCGAGAGUGGAAAACUGGAAGCGAAGGGAAUUGUUAUAACCAGAAAAUGCCAAUCGAUAGAGAGGGCUACUGGGGAAGUGGUUCGGACCUGCCUACCAUGCGCAUGGUGGAGAAUGUCCUGAGCAAGUUGGGUUCAAAGGUUUCAGUUAUAAAUAUUACUCAGCUUUCAGAGUAUCGGAAAGAUGGUCAUCCUUCUAUCUACCGGAAGUUUUGGGAGCCACUGAAGCCUGAACAGUUGUCAAAACCUACAACUUAUUCUGAUUGUAUACAUUGGUGUUUGCCUGGUGUGCCUGAUGUGUGGAACGAGUUGCUUUUCCAUUUUUUGUAAAAACAUUUGUCAAGCAUAUUCUUUUAAAGGCUCUUUAUAUGGUUUUAAAGCA